Messenger RNA from Alosa sapidissima (American shad), 3757 nucleotides. It is a transcript of the gene slc44a5b, whose product is annotated as solute carrier family 44 member 5b. Gene Ontology annotation, cellular component: membrane. Gene Ontology annotation, biological process: transmembrane transport. NCBI's taxonomy places the organism in Eukaryota, Metazoa, Chordata, Actinopteri, Clupeiformes, Clupeidae. Bases 159 to 2339 code for a protein of 726 amino acids. The record is from RefSeq and is a predicted model, not a curated record. The transcript has 23 exons. Gene Ontology annotation, molecular function: transmembrane transporter activity.
GUAAACACGGCUGACGUUGAGCUGCGUGGCCCAGACUUCUCUAAUCAAGGGCUCGCAUUAUAUUCGUGGACGGGGCCAGCGAGUCGCUAUUCACAUCCGAAACCUCAUAUGCAAUCACAAAAACAAAGACACGCGAGAAAUCUGUCGUCUGCCGUGCAAUGGCCAGGAAAACGGAGAUCCCUUCAUAUUAUGGUGAACCACAGAAGUUUGACCCAACAUUCAGAGGACCUAUUCACAAUAGGAGCUGCACAGACGUCCUGUGUUGUGUGAUCUUCAUCAUCGUUAUCCUCGGCUACAUCGCGCUGGGAACUGUGGCCUGGAUUCACGGUGACCCCAGGAAGGUGGUGUAUCCCACAGACAGCCACGGACAGUUCUGUGGCCAACAGGGCACUCCCAAUGCAAACAAAGCCAUAUUAUUUUACUUCAACAUUUUACAUUGUGCCAAUCCAGCAGUUUUGAUAAACCUGCAAUGUCCAACAACUCAGCUGUGCGUGUCCAAGUGCCCAGACAGAUUUGCCACCUACCUAGACAUGCAGUACAACUACAGAUACAACAAGAGCUACUGGGAAUACUAUCGACAGUUCUGCAAGCCAGGCUUUGACAAUCCGUGGAAGUCUGUUGCGCAGGUCUUACGAGACGAGGACUGCCCGUCCAUGAUUGUGCCCAGCAGACCUUUCCUGCAGAGGUGCUUCCCUGACUUCAUCACCAGAAAUGGCACCUUAACUGUCGCCAACAAAACUGACUUCAAAGAUGGCUUAGGUAAAACCAGGAGCGUGACUGAUCUUAGAGACGCUGCAAACCGAGUAACAGCCAUUCAGCAAGGAUCGGAAAGUGGCAUCACCGCCCUGUUGGAUGCCAAGGAGGUGGGCAUCAAGAUCUUCGAGGACUACGCAAGCUCCUGGUACUGGAUUCUCAUUGGUCUAGUCAUAACCAUGGUGGUCAGCCUGCUGUUUAUCCUGUUGCUGCGGUUUACGGCCGGAGUGCUGCUGUGGCUCGUCAUCUUCGGGGUCAUUACGGCUGUGGGUUACGGAAUCUGGCACUGUUACUGGGAGUACAGCGUGCUCCAGGGGAAGCCUGAUGCUGAUGUCACCAUCUCAGACAUUGGCUUCCAGACGGACUUCAGAGUCUACCUGCAGCUGAGCCAGACCUGGCUAAUCUUCAUGAUCUCCUUGGCUGUGAUCGAGGCAAUCGUCAUCUUAAUGUUAAUCUUCUUGCGGAGCAGAGUGCGUAUUGCAAUCGCCCUUCUGAAAGAGGGGAGCAAGGCCAUUGGAUACAUCAUGUCGACUCUGUUCUACCCCAUCAUCACCUUCUUCCUCCUGGCGGUCUGUAUCGCCUACUGGGCUGUGACGGCUGUCUUCUUGGCAUCGUCUGGUGAUGCUGUGUAUAAAGUCAUGUCCACACAGCCCAAGUGCCAGUAUGCCAAUCUCACUUGUAACCCUGAGACCUUCAACAAGACGAACGUGACUAAGCUGUGCCCGGGAGCCCAGUGUACGUUUGCAUUCUAUGGCGGCGAGAGUGUGUACCACCGCUACAUCUUCAUCCUGCAGCUGGGCAACCUGCUGGUCUUCCUGUGGCUGGUCAACUUCACCAUCGCCCUGGGCCAGUGCACCCUGGCCGGGGCUUUCGCCUCCUACUACUGGGCCCUCAAGAAGCCUGCAGACAUCCCAGCGUGCCCGCUCUUCGCCGCUUUUGGCAGGGCUAUAAGGUAUCACACGGGUUCCCUUGCAUUCGGUGCACUCAUCCUCUCCAUCGUCCAGUUCUUCCGCAUCAUCCUGGAAUACCUGGACCACAAACUCAAAGGUGCUCAGAAUGCCUUCGCUCGCUUCCUGCUUUGCUGCCUGAAGUGCUGUUUCUGGUGCCUAGAGCACUUCAUUAAGUUCAUGAACAGAAACGCCUACAUCAUGAUUGCAAUAUAUGGGAAAAACUUCUGCACCUCUGCAAAGGACGCCUUCUUCCUCCUCAUGAGAAAUGUUGUUCGGGUGGCGGUCCUGGAUAAGGUGACAGACUUUCUACUGUUCCUUGGAAAAUUACUCAUUUCAGGAAGUGUGGGUGUAUUGGCAUUCUUCUUCUUCACGCGCAAGAUACCAGUCAUCCAGGAGGAAGUGCCAUCGUUGAAUUAUUAUUGGGUACCUCUGCUGACUGUGAUAUUUGGAUCCUACUUGGUGGCGCAUGGCUUCUUUAAUGUCUAUGCCAUGUGUGUGGAUACACUGUUCCUCUGUUUCUUGGUCGACCUGGAGAGGAACAACGGUUCCGCGGCUCGACCGUACUACAUGAGCAGCGAGCUGCGCAACAUCCUCAACAAGAAGAAUGUCAAGAGGCGGCCGACUAAGAAGAAGUGAUGCCGUCCAUCACACGGAGAGAGAGAGACAGAGAGAGAGAGGGCUCUAAAACCUCGUCCACAGAUCUGUGGCACUGGCCUGCAGUUGUCUCAGCCACACUGAGAAGUGUUUUUGCAAACAUGUUAGACGUGUGCAAUGAGGAAAUGAAGGAAGAGGAAACCAGAUAGGGAGGGGAAGAGUUUACAAAUUGGUGUUAUGCCAAAGCUCAUUCCUCUACAAAACAAACCAGAGAAAAAAAGUUUAACUCUCUUUUAAAGGGAACACACUGAAAGGGAAAUCUAUUUAAAGUUAACCUGCCAUGUCUGUUAAGCACUCGUUUUGUAAAUACAUGUGUGUUUUUUACAACAUAUCCGGGAUGUACACAUACACGCCACUAUCUUUUUGGCGUAAAGUAUCUUUAAACUGUAAUGUUAUAAUGCAGUUAAUUUUAAUGUAACAGACUUGAGAUUUUUUUACUUUCUGUUCUUCCAACAGUGAUGUUGAAGAGAGCCAUACUUUGUCCACUAGAUGGAGUUGUAGCACAAGCAUACACAUUGUUGAAUGCAUGACUGACUGAAGGUGUGUGUGUGUGUGUGUACACAUGUGCAAGGUGAGUGUGUAUAUGUGCGUGAGUGAGAGAGCUGAUUGUGCAUUUGUACCACGUUAAUUAAUCCUAGCACACAAGUGCACACAUGUCUCCCAUCCAGUUGAUUUCACUUACAGUAGGUGGAGUGUUCCUAUUCCUCUCAUAUUGAGAUUAGUAUUGAUGACACAGUGGUCUUUCCUUUUCCACUUCUUCCUCCAAACCAAGACAAUAAUUGAAGCCCUGUGAAGUAUGCUUUACUCUUAAGGGCUGUUACUUAAAUUACUACAUUGUAUGAGUUUCUGCCAUGCAGAGUUAUAGGUUAGUUAAGCACUCUAUUUUUCCUGUAAGUCCGUAAAUCAGUGACUAACAGUAGAUUGAACAAAAUUGUAAUUGAGCAGGCUUUGGACCAUUUUAAAGUUGUUUUGCGCAGUUUCAUGUAACAUGAUUACUAAACCCAUGAUUGCAUACUUUAAGACACACUUCAGAGUGUUUAUGAUCAUUUCAGUGUGUCAGUUUGCAGGUGAUCAGCUUUGAUGCUCAUAAUUAAUAGUGCCAUGGGGCGAUGACCCAUCAGUCCAGUGGGCUGCUGGUCCUAUGCCCACCCCUGGAUACGUCUCGCUCACUUGUGUAGGUACCCAAACAUACUUCCCAUCCAGUUAAUGUGUGGUAAAAGGGUGGGGGGUCACUGAAAUUAUAUGUGUGUCUCCUAUACAUGAGUACUUUGUGUUGUUCCCCUGUUUUGUCAAAACCAAUAUCAGUGCCAAAGUUGUGAGAAUAGGGAGCUGACUUAAUUUUUAUAUAAAAUGUUAGUCAAUUAAUGUUUUGUUUUAAAUAAACAUUACAUAAUAACAUG